AUGGAACUGAAAAUUUGACAAGAUUGGACCAAGUUACAUUCUUUCAAGCUAUGGAAUUAUACAAAUGAUCAACGACAUAAUUGUUUGUGUAUCACUCACAUUAUUUCCCAUGAACUCGAAGUUCAGACACAUGCUACUGAAAUGAAUAGCUGGCGUACACCCAAAAAUCUUAAUGGAUAAACACAAAAAGGACUUUUUCUGAUUACUAUUUUCAGAAACUAUAUCCUGUUCUUAACCCAAUUUUAAACAAGCUACCACCUCCACUAAUCCCUAACCAACUCUAUAUCAUUUGACAUUGUCAUCAACUAUUUCAACCCAUGACCUCAAUCUCACCACCGCAACCAUUCUCCUCCUCCAACACGAAAAAGAUGGAGCAAAUUUUAUUCCCAAUCCUCUUCUUCAUCUUAACAUCAAAUGCUCAUCUUUCUUUCGCAGCUCGAACCCUAACAGAAUCCUUAUCUCCUGAUGAGAUGCAAGCUAUCUUGAAUUCUAUGCCACCUGAUACUUUGUCCCAGCUGAGCACUAUGCCCCCUGACGUUUUGGCUCAACUGAGUUCUAUGCCACCUGAAGAUUUGGCUAAUCUUGCCGGCAUUGAUCCAGCCAAGAUUCCUGCAAAUAUACCGAAAGAUCAUAUAGCUAACUUUUUGAAAGAUCACGGUGCGGAGAAACUUCCAGAAGGUUCAAGCAAUCAGAAAGAGGCAAAUAUGACGAAUGUUCCGAAAAUUAAUAUUGAGAGUUUUAAGGUGGAGAUGCCAGAUAUUUCACUGCCUCCCAUAGCCUCUCCCAAGCUUCCUUCUGUGCAAAAGAUAUUAGAUGACCUGCAUGUGCCGGCUUUUAUUACUAAUAGUAUUUUUGCCAAAUAUGAUUGAGGGGCGUAGGUUGCAAUUUGAUUAGUUUGUGUAAUGUUGGAGAUCUCAUUAUACUAUGAUUCAAAUGUUUGUAUUUGAUUAUAUUAUAUGGAGGAAGAGAAAUUGUGGUCUAGCUUUGAAAAUUUUCAAACUUCUUGUUUUGUGCCUUUAAUCUUGUAGAUUGAUGAAAUAGUUAUCUUGUAGAUUGAUGAAAUAUUGACAUCAAAGGUACUCGUCGACGUGAUUGCAAAUUUUGCUCGUAUGAGGUGGCCAAAUGAUCAGGACCUUAAUGAGGAAUUCAUUGUUCUCAUUUUUGUGGUAAGUAUCUUUGAGUUGUGGCUUAUUAUUCAACCAGAUGAAUUAUGGAACCAGUAGCAUGUACCAUCC
This is a messenger RNA of Asparagus officinalis (garden asparagus), 1235 nucleotides long. RefSeq lists its product as uncharacterized. The transcript has a single exon. NCBI's taxonomy places the organism in Eukaryota, Viridiplantae, Streptophyta, Magnoliopsida, Asparagales, Asparagaceae. The record is from RefSeq and is a predicted model, not a curated record. Bases 318 to 869 code for a protein of 183 amino acids.